UAACAGCCCGUGUGUGGUUCGCUGUGCUUCAACCACGUUCGGCUCCAGGUUUGACACUCAUGCGGCCAUGUGAGCCGUAUUUACGCCCAGAAAUGAGCCAAUCACGGGCGGCGUGAGUCACGCAGGGGACAGCCGACUGGAACUACUCUCUGUUCGGUAUCAGCGGUUAGUCUCCAUCCUCCACUUCUGCCAAACAUGGCCGAAUCCUCCGGGAAUCCUCCAGCGGAGCGCAUAGGAUACAUCACCCGAGUCCAGAGCUUCAGCGCCUGCCACCGGCUCCACAGUCUUCGCCUGAGUGACGAAGAGAAUAAGGAAGUCUACGGAAAGUGCAACAAUCCCUACGGUCAUGGACACAACUACAAGGUGGAGGUGACUGUACGCGGAAAAAUUGAUCCCGUCACCGGCAUGGUCAUGAAUCUGACGGACCUGAAGAGGAGCAUUGAGGAAGUCAUCAUGAUUCCUCUGGACCACAAAAACCUGGAUAAGGACGUUCCGUACUUUGCCGACGUUGUGAGCACCACAGAAAACCUGGCCGUUUACAUCUGGGACAACAUGGCGAAGGCUCUUCCCGCCAGCCUGCUCUACGAGAUCCGGAUUCACGAGACGGAUAAGAACAUCGUAGUAUACCGAGGAGAGUAAGCCGCAGGAGCUUUAAGUCAGUUCUAAUUCUGUUCCUCACCUGACGCUCAAAUAAUGUGAUCCUAAGUACGUUUGACAGAGUUUGAAGGUUUUUCCAUAUAAUUUUAUCCUUAAUUGUCAUUUAAUGAUCAGAGCCACACAUUUGACCGCCGUUUGGACGGUGAGAGUCAUCAGCUUUAGGUUUAUUUUUAAAGUUUUAUUCUAUUUACCAUUUUGUGAUUGUUGGUGUUAUUGUGAAGCACUUCUAUCCACUGCUGUUGUUUUUAAAUGUGCUGUAUAAAUAAAGUCGACGUUCAGCUGAACUUUU
Messenger RNA from Poecilia reticulata (guppy), 946 nucleotides. It is a transcript of the gene pts, whose product is annotated as 6-pyruvoyltetrahydropterin synthase. Gene Ontology annotation, cellular component: mitochondrion. Gene Ontology annotation, molecular function: 6-pyruvoyltetrahydropterin synthase activity. The record is from RefSeq and is a predicted model, not a curated record. NCBI's taxonomy places the organism in Eukaryota, Metazoa, Chordata, Actinopteri, Cyprinodontiformes, Poeciliidae. Gene Ontology annotation, biological process: tetrahydrobiopterin biosynthetic process.